CUCACGACGGCCGCUCUCCGCCGUCUCCGGCGCAAAACAGUCCGCACACGCCACUAUCGUCUGUCGCACGCACUCGCCGUCGUCAGUUUCGUCAGCCCACACGCCGUAAGCGUACAAUUACAUCCUUUACACCGGGUCAGAGAGGGACAACUAUACAGCAACCCGGUCGACUGCGCAAUACGUACGUGUAUGUGGUCUCCGCGUAAUGUGUCUUUAGUCACGUUUGGGAUCUAAACAUUAUUAAGUUUUCGACUUGGAAAGAUGCGACGGACCGACUGAUUAUACGACUUCAAUAAAUGUUCCAGUGUUUUUCUUAGAAGUCGCAUAACACUCGAGAAAUUCACAUUUACAACUCAAUAUGCGUACAAUAUAUUGAAUCGAUGCUUGAUAUUUGGAUGACGGAUCGACCGGCCGGAGACGUAAAUGUAUGAGACAGAUUCUUCGUCGGAAUGAUUGACGAAACGGUCGUGGUGGCGUACAGGCGUGUAGAAGAAACGCCCGGAAAUCGGCAGCGGUAGAAGAAAAACCUGACUGGUGUCAAAUUCGACGGGAAUCUUCGAGCAUAGAGAUUCGUGGAGGAAGGGAGGGAGAGGAAAGAAAUUCAUUAUCUGUCGUCGCAUUGAGGAUCUGUACGGAAAAACUAAAGAGACAAAAACAGUCGGCUGCUGACGGCCGAAAUGAUCAACGGCAGUGGCGGCGGCGGGUUUGAGGCGCUGCAAAACGUCGCCCCUAACGUGUUUCCGCCCAUAUACAUAUCGGCCGGGCACGGGUCGAACGGCACGAACGCCGUCAACUACAGCGAGGCCAUCGAACGAGAAUAUGUCGAGGACUACGUAUUUCAGUCCGCUUUCUCGUUUGUCUAUCUACUCAUAUUCACGCUGGGCGUGUUCGGCAACGUGCUCGUCGUGUACGUCGUGUGGGCCAACAAGCACAUGCGCACCGUCACCAACAUAUUCAUCGUCAACCUGGCCGUGUCCGACAUCAUGCUCUGUGGGCUGGCCGUGCCGUUUACGCCACUCUACACCUUCACCGGCCAUUGGAUGUUCGGUGAGAUAUUCUGCCACAUAGUUCCAUACGCUCAGGGUACCAGUGUGUACACUUCCACGUUGACACUAACGUCUAUCGCCAUCGAUCGGUUCUUUGUCAUCAUCUACCCGUUCCAACCAAGGAUGACCAUAUGGACCACAGCACAAAUAAUCGCAACCAUAUGGAUAUUUUCUUUGGUAGCCACACUACCAUAUGGAAUUUACAUGGCUAACAAGGAGAUGUACGGGAAAGAUUUUUGCGAGGAGACGUGGCCGCAAGAGUCAUUUAGAAAGAUUUUCGGUGCGAUUACUGCCAUCCUACAGUUUGUUCUGCCAUUCCUGAUCAUAGCCUUUUGUUAUGUUCGAGUUUGGUUAAAACUUAACGACCGGGCCAGAUGCAAGCCGGGAACGUCAACGAAGAACGCAAGGCGAGAAGAAGUGGAACGCGAAAGAAAGAGCCGGACUAACAGAAUGUUGAUCGCCAUGGUGACUAUAUUUGGCGUGUCUUGGCUUCCGCUGACAGCCAUCAAUCUGCUAAACGAUUUCUACCUGCAGACGGCCACGUGGAAACACUACUACCUAUUCUUCUUCUCUGCUCAUGCCGUGGCUAUGAGCUCUACGUGCUAUAACCCGUUCCUAUAUGCGUGGCUGAACGAAAACUUCCGGAAAGAGUUCAAACAGGUGUUGCCCUGCUGGCGCAACGGUUCCGGGUACGGUACAACCGGGGCUGACGUUGGACAAGGGCGCCGCGGCCGCGUUGGCGGUUACCGGUCCGAACGGACAUGCAACGGCAACGACACGUGCCAGGAAACGUUAUUGCCAACGUCGAUCGUGCUGCCAUCCGGACGAACUACCGCUACCACAGAUUGCACCGGACUCGAUCUCGUAGAUGGAUUGAUGAUGGGCGAUCAAGAAGACAAUCAGGAUGCAGUUGAAGUGAUGUUGGUUGCAUACACACGUGAGGACGGUAUUUCUGGUCGUUCUAGUAACUUACAGCAAAACUCCAUUAAAACCCAAGUAUAAAUAUCUCAAUGAACUGAUAUCAAGACACUAAAGAAGGUUCAAUACGAUUGUAAUUUCCGCCACAAACUACUUUACGCCUAGCCCAAAAAUAUAAGACUAAUAGUUGCCUAAGAAACAUUAUAUAGAUUUAAUUUAAAUGUUAGUAUUAAAUUUAUUAUUCAUUAUUCUUAUUGAU
Melanaphis sacchari is the source of this 2223-nucleotide messenger RNA. Its product is annotated as neuropeptide Y receptor type 2-like. The transcript has 9 exons. The record is from RefSeq and is a predicted model, not a curated record. The coding region runs from base 678 to 2048 and encodes 456 amino acids. Gene Ontology annotation, molecular function: neuropeptide Y receptor activity; neuropeptide binding. Gene Ontology annotation, biological process: G protein-coupled receptor signaling pathway. Gene Ontology annotation, cellular component: neuron projection; plasma membrane. NCBI's taxonomy places the organism in Eukaryota, Metazoa, Arthropoda, Insecta, Hemiptera, Aphididae.